CGCCGGCUUUAUCACCUAAUACCACCCCAACGACGACAUCGCUUAUUAGAGAAAAAAAGAAACUCCGAAACGCCACCGUUCUUCAUUUCUCGAAAAUGUCAAACAAACCCCCGCUCUGCUGUAUUCAACACUUCUGAACCUCAGCCAGCUUUUUCUACAAUCAUCCCAUCUGACCCGAAAAGCUGCCAAACAAACACUUCCUUUCUCGAAUUCGGAUUGCUGGUUCCAGAAUUGGGAAUUGGGAUUAGAUAAUUCGGGAUGGGGAAAGGAGGUGGAUGUGUUCCAAGCAAAAAUAAACGACCAGCCGUCGCCGAAGAUCCACAGAAUACAUCUCGCGACGCUCCUCCGAUCCAAAUCGAAGACGAUAUUGAUGAUGGUAAUGUAGUAAUGACGACAAACGCAACGGAUUCCACCACAUCAUCGCAAUUAAAAGUAUUCAUCGUGUUUUACUCCAUGUACGGUCACGUAGAGUGUUUGGCUAAGAGAAUGAAGAAAGGAAUAGAUGGAGUUGAAGGAGUGAGAGGUGAACUAUAUCGAGUUGCUGAAACGCUGUCGUCUGACGUCUUGGAGAAUAUGAAAGCGCCAGUUAAAGAUCCGGAAAUUCCGGAGAUUACAGCUUCGGAAUUAGCGGAGGCCGAUGGUCUUCUGUUUGGGUUUCCUACUAGGUUUGGUUGUAUGGCUGCUCAGAUGAAGUCCUUUUUUGACUCCACUGGUCAAUUGUGGGAAGAACAGAAACUCGCCGGGAAACCUGCCGGUUUCUUUGUUAGUACCGGUACUCAAGGCGGCGGCCAAGAAACCACCGCAUGGACAGCAAUUACUCAAUUAGCCCACCAUGGAAUGCUAUUUGUUCCCAUAGGGUACACCUUUGGCGCUGGCAUGUUCAAGAUGGAUUCUAUACGAGGAGGCUCUCCCUACGGUGCUGGCGUUUAUGCUGGUGAUGGCUCAAGAGAGCCAACUGAACUAGAGCUGGCACUUGCAGAACAUCAGGGCAAAUAUAUGGCUACAGUAGUGAAGAGGCUUGCCCAGGCUUGAUCAUGUUACUAAUUUUUCCAACACAUUUGUCUAUCUCUCUCUCUCUCUCUCUCUCUCUCUCUCUUUUCUCCUCAUUUAUUUGAUUGGGUUUGUUUGUAAUUGGCCUUCUGUCAGAUGUAAGGAUUUUUUUUUCUUUUUUUUUUUAGGGAAAAGUACAACCAAGUCUUGAGAUUUAUUCCGAAAAUUCUUUGGUCUCUGCAUUUUCAGAAAUGCUAUUUCUGUUGUUCAUAAGAUUAUUGAUGAGGGUGACAGGACUUUCUCCUCGCUUUGUAUAUGCAAAAGUUCAUAAGAUUAGUCUCUUAGGUUUGAUACUUGGGCAAAUGCUUUGGUUCUCAUCACUUUGAUUGCAAAAAAGUGCCAUGUGUCUGUCAAAUGUCAAGAGCUAGAAAUAGCGUUUCUGAAAUUGCAGAGCCUAAAGUAUAUAUCGCUAUAAGUUUCAGGAACUUCGAUUUAAUUUUCUCUUUCUCGUCAUUUUCCCUUUCGUUUCUUAUACUAGCUUCAGCUUUCUUUCUUUCUUUCUUUUUUCUUUUCCUUUUACAUUAUUGUUGCUUCUUACUUUUGAUUUUUUUUUUGUACAUGAUUUGACAUAGUACGAGCUUGAUUGAAUAAAGGGAUAAUUAUCAUUUUCCAUCA
Molecule: messenger RNA, 1665 nt
Organism: Ricinus communis (castor bean)
Lineage: Eukaryota; Viridiplantae; Streptophyta; Magnoliopsida; Malpighiales; Euphorbiaceae
Product: probable NAD(P)H dehydrogenase (quinone) FQR1-like 2
Exons: 2
Coding region: 259-1032 (257 amino acids)
Molecular function (GO): NAD(P)H dehydrogenase (quinone) activity; FMN binding
Source: RefSeq, a predicted model, not a curated record